GGGUGGUUCAAGAGGCCAUCGGUCACAUUAAAGGUCACCCCGUCGCAGCUUCGAUCCGGCUCAGCCAUCCGUCCCAUUAUUACCACAGCGAUAAUCCAGUAAUCUGCUAAUCAGGAGCUGUUCGGGCACAGCGUGGAAAACUGCGAAGCAAUAAAAUGAACCAACGUCUGCACACUUGAGCUCCGAAAUGUUGACACGUUCAAACAGCACAAGAUACUCGGCGAGUUCAACUCAGACGCCGUCCCAGAGACCGGAGCAGCAUCCCCGCGUUAUUGCAGCCAGGCUUCCUUCAGCUGUUCCCGCUGCACCUGCGUGAGCCGCUCGCCCCUUCAGUGAAGCGAACCCACAGCGCGAUCACAGCAGCAGUGCGUGGAGCCCGGAGAAGCGGAGACGCGAGUGAGCGUGGCCGGGAUGAAGCAGGAGCGCACGGACCGUUUCCUCCGGUAAACGAGCGGAGCAGGAGUCUGGACAUCACCGGCGGGAAGCGGAGGCGGAGGAGGGGGGGAAUUCGGGGAUACAGCCAUGGCGACGGGAGGAGGAGGCGGAGGUGGAGGAGUGAGGCGCAGGAGGAGGAAAGCGGGGCUCCCGGGGUUCUGCUGGAAGACCUGCUACUUCCCGCUUUUGUUCUGGGUCGUUUCCGCGUGCGGGGAGGAGAAGACGUUCAUCGUGGAGACGUGGCUGAAGAACUACGGCUACCUGCUGCCUCACGACGUCCGGACAUCAGACCUGCGGCAGGAGAAGGCCAUGCAGUCUGCCGUGGCCGCCAUGCAACGCUUCUACGGCAUCCCUGUGACGGGAGUGUUGGAUGAGACGACUAUUGAGUGGAUGAGGAGACCUCGCUGUGGCGUCCCAGAUCAUCCUCACACCAGCCGGCGGCAGAGGAACAAACGCUACGCGCUGACGGGACAGAAGUGGAGAGAUAAAAGGAUCUCAUACAGCAUAUCCAACUUCACCCCCAAAGUUGGAGAGAAGGACACCCAGAGAGCGAUUCGACAAGCCUUCAAUGUGUGGCAGGCCGUCACCCCGCUCUCCUUCCAGGAGGUGCCAUACUCGGAGAUCAAGAACGAGGGCAAAGAGGCUGACAUCAUGAUCUUCUUCGCCUCUGGUUUCCACGGUGACAGCUCCCCAUUCGACGGAGAGGGGGGUUUCCUGGCCCACGCUUACUUCCCCGGCGCCGGCAUCGGAGGAGACACGCAUUUUGACUCCGAUGAGCCCUGGACGCUUGGCAACGCCAACCACGACGGUAACGAUUUGUUCCUGGUGGCGGUGCACGAGUUGGGGCACGCGUUGGGUUUGGAGCACUCCAACGAUCCCAGUGCCAUCAUGGCUCCUUUCUACCAGUACAUGGACACGCACAACUUCAAGCUGCCGCUGGACGACCUGCAGGGCAUUCAGAAGAUCUACGGCAUCCCCACAGCCAUGCUGGAACCCACCCGGCCGUUACCCACCUUACCCUCUCGACGGACGCAUUCGACCUCCGAGCGCAAACACGACCGGCAUUCCCGUCCGCCGCACCCGCCCGGUAACCGGCCCGCACUGCCUGGAAACGGCAAACCCAACAUCUGCGAUGGCAACUUCAACACUGUGGCCUUCUUCAGACGGGAGAUGUUCGUGUUCAAGGACCGGUGGUUUUGGCGUCUCAGGAACAACAAGGUGCAGGAGGGCUACCCCAUGCAGAUCGAUCAGUUCUGGAAAGGCCUGCCACCUCGCAUCGACGCCGCCUACGAGAGGACUGAUGGCAAAUUUGUCUUCUUCAAAGGUGAUAAGUACUGGGUGUUCAGGGAGGUCACAGCUGAGCCAGGGUACCCUCACAGCCUGGUGGAGCUGGGCAGCUCCCUCCCCAAGAGUGGCAUCGACACGGCGCUGCGGUGGGAGCCCGUCGGGAAAACGUACUUCUUCAAAGGGGACCAGUACUGGCGUUACAACGAGGAGAAGCACACCACAGACGCAGGAUACCCCAAACCCAUCACUGUGUGGAAGGGAAUACCAGACGCUCCGCAGGGGGCCUUCAUCAGCAGGGAGGGAUACUACACCUACUUCUACAAGGGGAAGGAGUACUGGAAAUUUGAUAACCAGAAGCUGACUGUGGAACCUGGAUAUCCAAAGUCCAUCCUGCGUGACUGGAUGGGCUGCGACCAGUCCGACAUGGAGCGCUCCGGCAACAACGGUAACCCUGGGGACCGCCAGCUGCCCCCGGAUGAUGUCGGCAUCAUUGUGACCAUCAACGACGUCCCCCCGACAGUCAAUGCCAUCGCCGUGGUGAUCCCUUGCAUUCUGUCGCUGUGCAUCCUGGUGCUCGUGUACACGAUCUUUCAGUUUAAAAACAAAGGAGUCCAGCAAAACACCAUGACGCAGCACUACUAUAAAUACCCUGUUCAGGAGUGGGUAUGACAGCCAACUUGAUUUGGAAUAGGUCAAAGGUCAUGGAUUGAAGUACGGUCGAGCUGUAGUCAUGCGUUAGCUAGCUAAUGUAGGCUAAUGGCCAAAAAUGCUAGCAAAGGACAAAGCUAAUGAAUGCUUAUAGAUGUACGCACACUCAAAAGGUGUUUUGGGGAGUGGAUUCAGAUUUCUGGCUCAGAGUGGGAGAGAUUUGUUUCCUAUAGCACAUCCAGAAUGAUCUGAAAGACUUCAAAAUUCAUCUUUCUGGUUGUGCUUUUACUCAAAAUGGGAUCAUAUGAGGGGGAAACAUUGACUUUGACACCUUCUUCUGGGACGUACAAAACACCGCUCUCCUGCUCAGUGAAAAUUUAGAAAGAGGGGAGAAAGAAAGAUGCUCCUCUAAGCCAGACAUCACCUCCAAGUUUGUUUUAACAACUUGUAUAUGUGAACUGCUACAAGUCAGAUGAAAUUUAAUGAAAAAAAGAGAAACAGUUUCAAAUAUCAAACUUGAAAAUAAAAUAUAGGUAGAAAGGCCAUAACAAAAGAAAACCAAGGAUCUCUCUGUGGAUCUCUGAUGUUUGAUUUGCGUUCAGCUGUUCUGAGAUGUUAAACUGUCAAAGAGGACCUUUUUCUCUCU
Oreochromis aureus is the source of this 3016-nucleotide messenger RNA. It is a transcript of the gene mmp24, whose product is annotated as matrix metallopeptidase 24. NCBI's taxonomy places the organism in Eukaryota, Metazoa, Chordata, Actinopteri, Cichliformes, Cichlidae. The record is from RefSeq and is a predicted model, not a curated record. Gene Ontology annotation, cellular component: extracellular matrix. The transcript is spliced from 12 exons. Gene Ontology annotation, molecular function: zinc ion binding; metalloendopeptidase activity. Bases 523 to 2391 code for a protein of 622 amino acids. Gene Ontology annotation, biological process: collagen catabolic process; extracellular matrix organization; proteolysis.